Messenger RNA from Gaeumannomyces tritici R3-111a-1, 378 nucleotides. RefSeq lists its product as hypothetical. NCBI's taxonomy places the organism in Eukaryota, Fungi, Ascomycota, Sordariomycetes, Magnaporthales, Magnaporthaceae. The transcript has a single exon. The record is from RefSeq and is a predicted model, not a curated record. Bases 1 to 378 code for a protein of 125 amino acids.
AUGGUUCGCCAGGUGUCCGGCAGGCACAGAAGAAGGCUGGAAUCGACAUUGCGCAACCCGGCAGCCUCCCCCGGCGCGAGCAGCUCCGCGUCAAGGGGAGAGAACACGGCCACUCCUGGCUCUCCUGGCUCUCCCAACACCGAAGUCAGUGCGCUGGUGGCCAACAUCAUGCAGGAUAUGCGGGACGCGCCGGUCGGCCGCCUGCGACACCCACGGCUUGGUGAUGCUGGGCGCCUGGCGGCUGAUGCCCUCGCUCCAGAGACGUUGCUCCCGCCUGAGGGGAGCAGGCGCGGGGGCGGUAGUGGGCCGACACCUGAACCGCAGCGCUCACCCGCGAGCGGGGUGCGUGGCGUUCCGAGGCCGCGGACACUGCGCUAA